Molecule: messenger RNA, 2213 nt
Organism: Anguilla rostrata (American eel)
Lineage: Eukaryota; Metazoa; Chordata; Actinopteri; Anguilliformes; Anguillidae
Product: nucleotide sugar transporter SLC35D2-like
Exons: 11
Coding region: 596-1465 (289 amino acids)
Cellular component (GO): Golgi apparatus
Molecular function (GO): UDP-N-acetylglucosamine transmembrane transporter activity; UDP-N-acetylgalactosamine transmembrane transporter activity; antiporter activity
Source: RefSeq, a predicted model, not a curated record
AUAGUGAGCUCCUUGCGGUCGGUGGUGUUGAGGUGCAGGAUUUAUUUUUUGAACGUAUCAAGUUAGUCUGUUCAUACCCUGGAUUAGCUAGAUUAGACAUUUCCAAUUUAUUGAGAAAAAAAUUCUGUAACGCGAUAUAGAAUUCGCGUCGUACAGUAGUAUCAUGCCUACGAGUAUGAACUGAACAUAUUUCUUAUUUUCAGAAUGGUGUCCGGCAGUAACGAUUAAAAAAGAAGAAAUUAUGUAGCCUGGUGGUGUGGUUAUGAAGUAGUGCUGAUUUUAAUAGUUGAAGUUUAAUAGCUGUCAGUUGACAAGUUGGUUACAUGCUGUCAAUAGCGUGGUGUUUGUGCUGGAAGACAGCAUUUAAGUAUUACUGUGAAGGUAUUUUCGCGAUACUCUCAACUCCACAUUCUUUGAUCGGUAGGCUGGUAGCCUGUGAAUCAUUUGCUGUAAGGUUUGGUUAUGUGACGGUCCUGUCAGAUAUAUUUUCUCAAGAGUAUCCUAUCCGUUUACAUAACUGGUGCCCUGCCAUGUCCUACGCUCUGCGAAGAGGAUACAAAGGUUCCCCUCGCCAAUAUGUGUCGGGAUCGGCCAAAUGCUGGCAACAGUGGUUGUGCUGGGACUGGGAAAGGUAUUCCACAUAAUUACCUUCCCAGAUCUGGAUGAAACCGUACUGAGCAAGACAUUUCCUCUACCGCUUCUUUAUGUAGGGAAUCAAAUAACAGGACUGUUGGGAACGAAAAGGCUGAAUUUACCCAUGUUUACUGUUCUGAGGAGAUUUACCAUUCUCUUUACAAUGAUUGCUGAAGGUCUCCUAUUGAAGAAGGAUUUCUCUCUUCCUGUAAAAUUAGCAGUAUUUUCAAUGGUUCUUGGAGCUUUUGUGGCUGCUAGUGCUGAUUUGUCCUUUGACUUGCAAGGGUACAUGUCCAUUCUAUUGAAUGACGUCUUGACAGCGGCCAAUGUCGUCUAUGUGAAGAAGAAACUUGACACUAAAGAGUUGGGAAGGUAUGGGCUUGUCUAUUACAACGCAUUAUUUAUGGUCUUUCCAACCCUGCUGCUGGCUCAUUUCACUGGAGAUAUUCAAAUGAUGCUGGAGUUUGAAGGGUGGUUUGAUGUGGUCUUUGCUGGCCAGUUUAUUCUCUCUUGCUUUAUGGGGUUUAUUCUGAUGUACUCUGCCGUGCUUUGCGCGCAGUACAACUCAGCUCUGACAACAACCAUCGUGGGCUGUAUAAAGGUAAGCUCUACAGUAAAUGUGUGCUUCUGGGAUAUCAGCGAUGUUGUGCUUUUGUUAAUGCUGCCUUCUUAUUUCCUUAUCCCCUCCAUAGAAUAUCUUGGUUGCAUACAUUGGGAUGAUAUUUGCUGGCGACUACAUUUUUACCUGGACAAACUUCAUUGGUUUAAACAUCAGUAUCGCUGGCGGUCUGGUGUACUCAUACAUCACCUUCACAGAAGAUCAAUCAAGUAAACAAAGUGAAAAUGCCAAUAAAGCGGAAUUAAAAGAAGCGGCCGUAUGACAGGCACUCCGGGCCUGUGCUGUAUUUUGGUACAGCACAGCUAUUUUUAGUAUCUGCAUGCAGACAAACCAAAAUACCUUCCUGAAGCUGUUGGACGGAGCUUGAGCUACAGUAAUUGACAAAAACUCAAUAGAAUACCUUGUAGUGUGGGAGACAGCUGUGGAAAAUAUGGUGCCUGUGACAGUAUUGCAUUGCCUUGCACAGCUACUGUCUUUCUGUCAGUGCUAAGGAAUGUUUUAGUCAUUCCUCUUUUGCUUACUCUUUAGAGACUGGUUUUGGGGCCAGUCAGCAACAUUUUUUGUUCAGACUUUGUAGCGUGGAAAUAAUAUUUGUAUCUUUUUAAAAUUAUUUCUCCAAUUAUAAUUAAUUGUUUGUGUUUAAAAGGGAAAGAUAUGUAUCAGGGAUGAACCUUAUGCUGCAGACAUGUAGGAUGACUCAGGGUAAAAUCUGAACCAACUGGAAUGCAUGAUAAUAUGUGUGUGUGUGUGUGUGUGUGUGUGUGUGUGAGAGAGAGAAAGAGAGAGAGAGAGCGUGCGCUUAAGUGAUUUUCUUCUUUAUUAUUGUGUCUUUAUGCAUACAUGCAAUCUGGAUGGUGUACCUCAUGUAGUUAGUUUUACAUGCUGGAGGAACGUGCUGUAGAUUAUGUUGUUUAUGUACGUUUCAUUUAAAGAAUAAUAAAGCAGUAAUGCACUUUUGACA